CAUCAACACACAGUUAAUUAGGCAUUUAAUCCCCUAAUCCUAAUUCUUAAAUUAUACUAACAGCUUCCUAAUUCCUUCCUUCCUCUGUAGAUUCGUUUUAGUAAAAGAGAGCUUCUCCUCUCUUCUUCUUCUUCUUCUUCCUUCCUCCUCUCCGCGACGCCAUUACCAGACUCUCAAACAUCAUCAAGGAGAGAGAAAAACCCUAAUUUCCCAGAAUCGACGGCUCUAAUUUGGAAUCAAUUCGAGUUUUCAAGUCGGAAGCUAAAUGAAUGAGUAACAACUGAGUAGUGUUAAAAAUCCCCACCGACAUCAGAUCUUUGAGAUGACGAACGAUGAGGAAAUCGAAACUUCAAUAAUCGAGGUUAAGAUAGCUCCAGAGCCACCAAUCCAAGAGACUUGGUCUAGUGUAUUCCUUCGUCAAGCCUCAGUCUAUGGUGUAGCUGCUGGCUAUUGCCUCUCAGCUUCUCUUCUCUCAAUCAUCAACAAAUGGGCUAUCAUGAAAUUCCCAUACCCCGGUGCCUUAACCGCUAUGCAGUACUUCACAAGUGCAGCUGGUGUUUUGCUCUGUGCUCAGAUGAAGCUUAUAGAGCAUGACUCUCUCAAUCUUUUGACAAUGUGGAGGUUUCUCCCCGCUGCUAUGAUCUUCUACUUGUCUCUUUUCACCAACAGUGAGCUUCUCCUCCACGCUAAUGUCGAUACUUUCAUCGUCUUUCGCUCUGCUGUUCCUAUCUUUGUUGCUAUUGGUGAAACCCUUUUCUUGCACGAGCCUUGGCCGUCUGUUAAGACGUGGGGAUCUUUGGCUACUAUCUUUGGUGGGAGUUUGAUUUAUGUGUUUACUGAUUAUCAGUUUACGAUCGCAGCUUAUAGCUGGGCUCUUGCGUAUCUGGUGAGUAUGACUAUAGACUUUGUUUACAUUAAGCAUGUGGUUAUGACGAUUGGGUUAAACACUUGGGGUCUUGUUCUCUACAAUAACCUUGAGGCUCUGCUUUUGUUUCCCCUUGAGCUGCUUAUAAUGGGAGAGUUGAAAAAGAUUAAGCACGAGAUCACUGAUGAGUCUGAUUGGUACUCGUUUCAAGUGCUUUUACCUGUGGGUUUAUCGUGUUUGUUCGGUUUGGCCAUCUCUUUCUUUGGGUUCUCUUGUCGUCGGGCUAUCUCUGCAACGGGUUUUACUGUUCUUGGAAUUGUGAACAAGCUGUUGACGGUUGUGAUUAAUUUUGUGGUGUGGGAUAAACAUUCUACGUUUGUUGGAACCUUGGGGCUCUUGAUUUGUAUGUUUGGUGGAGUCAUGUAUCAGCAGUCUACCGUCAAGAAACCAAAGGCUGCACAAGAAGCUAAACCGCAAGAGCAAGAUGAGGAGCAGGAGAAACUGCUGGAGAUGCAGGAGAGUAACAGCAUCGAGAUAAAGGAAGCUCCAAUAUCAGAAGAGAAACUAUAAUCAAUAUCUAUCCACAGAAGAUGGUAAAUCUGAAACAGAAGAGAAACUCUAUGAUUUUUAGUGUGUGGAUUUUGCAGUGGCUGUAGUUUCUACGGUAUACGAUUUAGUUUUGCGAUUAAAGAACUAUAUUGUUGUAGUUAGUGGUUAUGCAAUUCUUUUGUAACUAGAGGUAAGACUACAGCUUUCCUGAUCCAGUAGUUGAAUAAUAUCGUUUUCUUUGAUUACAUUUUGAUGUGUUUCGUUACAUUACAUUUUGUGUUUGGAUCUGGUUCAGAUUUAUACGCAAGUAAAGGAUUGUAAAGGAUUCUUAUG
Messenger RNA from Camelina sativa (false flax), 1747 nucleotides. Lineage: Eukaryota; Viridiplantae; Streptophyta; Magnoliopsida; Brassicales; Brassicaceae. The record is from RefSeq and is a predicted model, not a curated record.